AGCGCGAGGGUGUGAGUCAGAGCCGAAUAAACACACGAAGAGAGUCGCUAUGGCUGACCCUAAAUAUGCUGGAUUACCUGGAAUUGUGUAUGACCAGCCAGAUUUAUAUGAAACAAGUGACCUGCCAGAGAGUGAACAGGACUAUACAGGAGAGGGAGGCGACAGCAGCAAUGCUGUCGAGGUCUUGAACAUCAGCCCCAGUGAUGCUCAUGCACGCUUCAAGGGAAAGAAUGUUGAUGCUACGUAUGUUGACUUCUCGGACCGGAUUUCUCAUUCCCGCCGACAUGGUUAUGACUCAAGACGAAUUGAGUGGGAAAUCGCGGGUCAGGGAGAGGAAGAGACAGUUAUGCAAAAGUACCAAAGGCUGAAGUGUGAGAUGAAUCACCUGAUGGAAGAAGUGCAAGCUAUUAAGGGAUCAGUUCCUUGCGGAGAUGGCACAGUAUCCUCCGUUGAGCUUGGCAAGCAGGUGGAAGCCCUUCAUCACACGCUGGUUGACCUCAAGCUUGAGGAUACUCUUGGGCCUGAAAUUGUGGCAUCCAUCUCACAGCCCCAAGUUGCUCUUCAGAAGAAGCUUGUUAAUCUCCUUGAAAGCUUUAAGAAGACAGGCCUUGUGGCGGAAAAGGGUGAAUCCAAAGCCCAGCAGAGUGAGGAGAAGCCGGCCCCCAGUGCAGGUGGCUCAGCCAUUACUUACGAGCUGUAUUACGCCCCAGAGCAUGCAAGACUCAACCAGCUUGCUAGAGUUGCAAACUUAGAGAAGAAGAUUGAUCAUGUUGAGGGGCUUCUAGGAAACAACCCAGACAAACUCUCAAGCCUGUCAGCAUGGACCAAUCACAAGUCGGUAAUGGGGGCUGUGCAGGUUCUCAGUGCCCGUCUGGCUCUCCUUGAGCCUGCACAUUUAGACCACAUCGAGGGCCGACUCCACGCAGUCCACACCAGAAUGAAUUCCAUAUCGGAGAAGAAGGCAGCUAUAGAGGAUGCUGAUAAGCAGAGCAAAGUGUCAGAAUUGUAUGAGUUGGUGAAGAAGACAGAAGCUCUUUGCUCAGCUCUUCCAGAAGUUGUUGACCGGUUGGUGUCCCUAGAAGGCCUUCAUGAACAAGCUAUGCAAUUUAGUGGAUCACUUAAGCAGCUGGACGUAGCUCAGACACGACUGACCUCCACACUGCAAUCGAAUGCUGAUCUCCUGUCAAGUGUACAGGACAAGUUCUCUCAGAAUCUGGGGAUUAUUCACAAAAAUAUUGAGAGCCUUGACACCCGAGUCCAGAACUUGGGAAAGUAAAAUGCCAACGUGCAGCUAAUAUGUAGUUUUUUUGGCUUUACUUUUCUUUUUUACUCUCUCCCUCUUUCUCUUUCUUUGUUUUAUAAGAUAUUUUGCACAUGGUACUCUCUUUUAAGUCACUCAAUUUUAAUUUAUCUCUUAGCAUAUAGCAUUUACGUCUAUGGUAUGGGAAUUCUCGCCUUAAAGAGUAUCGGUAACUUCACUAAGGUGUUAACUAAUUCUGUCAUUUGAUAUUUUGCAUCACAGAACCCCUUAAAUAUUUCAAUUGUAGCUGUUGCCUCCCACAUUUUGUAGACAAAAAUUGGCUGUGUACUUCUUGAAAUAUUCUUGUCUGCUUUUGCGAUGAAUUAGUGUUGAAAUUCUGUAUGUUAAUCACGACAUAAUCUCCAGCUUGCAUUUGUAUUCUGAGACAGGAAUUCCUUAGAGAGAAGCUAGCUCGUAUCAUUCAUUCCUAGGACAUAGCCAGUUCCCUUACUUGUAAGCAGUGACACGAGCAGUGAUGGAAUGGCCUUAUGAAUCGUACCGUACGAGAAUUGUAAGUCACCACUAGCUUUAAGAAGCCUCAAUAAAAGAUGCAAAAAAAUAUAAUUCCUAAUUUAUUGUAAGUUUUCCAUGGUGAUUAAUGCCUCAGACUCCUCCAAGUAUAAAUGUUAUUUUUUUUUUUUUGUUUUUUUUUUUAUUAUCUUGUAAUAGAAAAUCAAAGGGUGGAUGGUUGAUGUUCAAAAUAAAAUUUGGCUACAAAUAUUUAAGCAAGAAACCAAACUUUCUUAAUUUUGCUCAUAACACAAAAUUGUUAACUUCAAAAAAUAUAUAUUUUUUGUUGACA
This is a messenger RNA of Penaeus chinensis, 2102 nucleotides long. RefSeq names its product dynactin subunit 2-like (gene DCTN2-p50). The coding region runs from base 50 to 1276 and encodes 408 amino acids. The record is from RefSeq and is a predicted model, not a curated record. The transcript is spliced from 9 exons. Lineage: Eukaryota; Metazoa; Arthropoda; Malacostraca; Decapoda; Penaeidae. Gene Ontology annotation, biological process: mitotic spindle organization. Gene Ontology annotation, cellular component: dynactin complex; cytoplasm; centrosome.